UCGGUAUAUCCUCAACUCCCACCGGAAAAAACGAGAACGAAUUUUUUAAUUUUUACGCGUGCUCGUAACGUUCUAGAGAGAGAGAGAGAGAUGGCUGCAGCUUCUUCGAGAAUCUUGUCAGCCGCCGCCGAGAAGGUGGGGGCCGCUGCUCGACGGCAAGCCCUAACCAUAACGGACACGGCGGCGGCCAGAGUACGCCACCUUUUGCAGCAGCGGCAACGCCCUUUCCUCAAGCUCGGCGUCAAGGCUCGCGGCUGCAACGGCUUAUCUUACACCCUUAAUUACGCAGAUGAGAAAGCGAGGUUUGAUGAGUUGGUUGAAGAUAAAGGUGUGAAGAUAUUGAUUGAUCCAAAGGCUCUCAUGCAUGUCAUAGGAACCACGAUGGAUUUUGUCGAUGACAAACUCAGAUCUGAGUUCAUAUUUAUCAAUCCCAACUCUAAAGGGCAGUGUGGAUGUGGAGAAUCUUUCAUGACAAGCGGUGCAGAAGCUGCAAAGUCCGGUGGUAGUUCGAAAUCGUAAUCCAUGUUCAUAUUUAAGAUCACUAAACCAAUGCGUACACUUAUGACUCAAAGUUCCAGAUUCCAUGGGCGGUAUUUGUUGGGAUAAUAAAUCCCGUAACGUUGUAUACUAUUCAUUCGAUUCUAGUGAUAUAUACAGUUCCAGUAGAUUCAAGGUGAUUGUAAUGUAAUGACUAAUGAGGACAAAUGCGAGAGUCCCUAUUGUACAUGAGAGAUAAAAAAAAAAUUCUUUCUAUUUGAGUGCUGUUCUCCCGAUUGAUUGGGAUUGAGUUUUGCCGAUUUA
Rhododendron vialii is the source of this 801-nucleotide messenger RNA. RefSeq names its product iron-sulfur assembly protein IscA-like 1, mitochondrial. Gene Ontology annotation, cellular component: cytoplasm; mitochondrion. The coding region runs from base 91 to 519 and encodes 142 amino acids. NCBI's taxonomy places the organism in Eukaryota, Viridiplantae, Streptophyta, Magnoliopsida, Ericales, Ericaceae. Gene Ontology annotation, biological process: iron-sulfur cluster assembly. The record is from RefSeq and is a predicted model, not a curated record. The transcript is spliced from 3 exons. Gene Ontology annotation, molecular function: 2 iron, 2 sulfur cluster binding.